Messenger RNA from Acaulospora colombiana, 591 nucleotides. The record is from the annotation of a GenBank genome assembly. Lineage: Eukaryota; Fungi; Glomeromycota; Glomeromycetes; Diversisporales; Acaulosporaceae.
AUGAGUUCCGAGGAUCCCGGAGAAAUUUCGCUUUCUGAAUUGCUGAAGAACCCCAAUCCACUCGCACGAAAUCCUCUCCAAAUUGGACAGAGUAUAUUUUAUGAUCCUAAUGAGGAGGAUUUUCAUAAAAUUCUACAAACCCUACAAUUUCAAUGUGAACAAGAAAAUGAGAAAUUGAAUAAAAAUGCGAAUACGAGAAUUCGUGUGCUAGGCGAACUUUCGGUGAGAAAACACGUUCAUGAGACGGUCAAACAAUAUAAAAAAGCAUUGCCGCAAUUGAUUCGGGAAGUAAAAGACACAAAAGAACAGAUCACGCGAGAAAGGGAAACUCUAAAUUUGAAUAAUGCUAUCCACCAAAUUUUAUCGGAAAGACUCGAACAACUUGUUGAUAAACGUGUUACACGGGAAUCUGAAAUUCGGUAUGGAACAUAUUUUCUGAGCAGUUUUACUUUUUCUAUACUAAGGUCAGUUAUUACAAGUAGCAGUGAUCUUCGAGAGAGACUUGAGAAUGUUCAAAAUUCCUUUAAUGAGUUAAUUAAAGAAUUGAACAAUUUCGUUGAACAGAACUUUGAGAAAAAAAAGAGUGCGUAA